UAUGGAGUUGAGCUGCAUUUUGGAUUGGGCCAAAAUGGCGGCUGUCACUUCAGACGGAGUCUCAGCUCCUUUACCUGGAAGAUGCGGUUUUUACGUGGUUAAAAAGAAACGUUAUUGCAAAAUGGUAGUUGGAAAAGGGAAAACGUUUUGCGGUGAACACGGAAAUGCGGAUUCAGACAGCGAGAGAAAACGGAUCCCCUGCCCUCUGGACCCAAAGCACACUGUGUUUGAGGACAGUUUGUCAAAACACCUAAAGAAGUGUAAUUCGAAGGAAAAGCCCAAACCUGUCUAUUAUGUGAAAGACAUCAAUGCUGGGUCUGUAACCGAAGAGGAAAUUGCCAUAGAUGAGGUGUCCAUUGCUGAGCGAUCUAAAGAAGAGCUAUAUCGUCUUAUACAGAAAUUGAAGACUGCAGUGAAAGGAUUAAACACGGAGCCUGACACUAGCCUUCUCUCUCAUCCGGCUUUAAACGAAGCUCUUAAUGAUCCCAAGAAUGGGAACUUUGCUUUUAAACACCUUAAGCAGCAGGCCUCGAUCUUGGGGAAUAUGGAGGCUCUGGAGCUGCUUGGGCCAGAGAGGUGUUAUGUGGAGUUUGGUGCUGGAAAAGGUAAACUUUCCCACUGGAUUCAUGUUGCCCUUCAGGAAGCAGAAAAUGUCCACUUCCUGUUAGUGGAGAGAUCCAGUACUCGCUUUAAGGUAGAUGGCAAACACAAAAACACAGACUCAACCUUCGACAGGCUGCAGGUUGACAUUCAGCACCUUGACUUAAGCAGAGUUCCGUUUUUACAAGAAAAGCAACUUCCUGUAAUUGCAGUGGGCAAACACUUAUGUGGCGCAGCAACAGAUUUGGCUCUGCGGUGUUUAUUUGAGCGCAGUGCAAAAGACAAAGACAAUGAGCCUCCCACUAAACGUAUAAAACUGCAGGAAGGAGGUGAGGAGGUGAUGCAGGGUUCUGAAAGCAGUGAGGAGGUUGUAGUAUCGGGGCUCACUGUUGCACUCUGCUGCCAUCAUCGCUGUGAAUGGAGGCAUUAUGUUGGAAAGGAUUUUUUCAGAGAACGAGGUCUUGGAGCCACCGAGUUUUCUGCUUUCCAGCGCAUGUCCAGCUGGGCUACAUGUGGCAUGAACAGAGUCAAAUCCUCCUUAAAUCCUGAGAAAUCCUCACAUGAUAUCAAGUAUGAAGAAGAAGGAGAAGAGGUUGAACAUGAAGGGAGUUCUGAAAACUUUCCUGAUCAUCUCAACAAUGCCAUUUCAGCAGAGGAGCGUGAACGUGUCGGACGCCUGUGCAAGAUGCUGAUCGACCACGGCAGGCUGCAUUACCUCCAGCAGCGAGGCUUCAAACCCAGCCUCAGAUUUUACACCAGUUGGGACGUGUCUUUAGAGAAUGUGCUUCUGACUGCACUUCCCAGCUAAACAUACAAACUGUUCAGACAGAGACACACAACAAAAAAAUAGUAAAGGGCUCUCUUUUAGUUUUCUCUUUUUGGUUCCUUGAUCUUUUGGACACAGUGGCAGCAACAGAUAGCAAAACAGUCCUCAUUAGUCCUUGACUAAAGAAAGGUAACAUAUCUUUACAUGAAGUGCAGGACAGAUUGGACAGGACAGGACAGAUUUGUCAGGACAGGAGGCAACAGGACCAGAAGAAGCCAGCAUGCAGGACUGCAUCAUGCCAAUUCCUCUAUCAAACCCUCCAGCUUCACAUUUAGCACUGAUGUAUAAGUCUGGGAUCCUGAAACAUAAAAUGCAGGAUUUUCUUUGACUUAUUUUAUUGAAAGAAAAAAAAAAAACCCCACUAUACUAGCAUUUGUGAGCACAGUGUAUAUUGAGUAUGGUGUAACCUCUUCUGCGGGCUUCAUGGAUGUAAUGGUGCAUGAACUCUUUGCCGAACAUCUCUCUGUCAUUCUCCUCCUCUGCUACCUCCUCUUUUAGGUCAGGGAGAGUCACGUCAUACGUCAGAGGGUUGUCUCUGAAAUUUACAAACCUGCCAGAAACAGUCUAUUAUUUUCCAGAUUCAAAGUCAAGUCAAGAAAUCAAACCGUAAAACAGGACAAUCUCUGUCAAGAAAAAAAAGCAAGUGAAAGUAACUACGAAAUAAAGCAGAAAUAAAUGUUCGGCUUUUAAAAAAAAAGCUUUGUUUCCAGAUGUUCAUCCUCAAUUAUCAAUGCAAUGAGUAUACCUUUACAAGUUAGCACCUCAGCAGUUGUAUAUUUACAAUUGACCUUUUCUGUUUUCUACCAUCAUUAAAUAAUAGUGUGUACCUAAGGUUUGUCAUGCCCUCCAUCAGUGAAGGAAUGUCUCUCAGCUUGUUCUUGCUGAGCACCAGCGUGUCCAGAUUGUGCAUACGGCUGAUGUUGUCCGGCAGAUACUCCAGAUAAUUUCUCUGGAGCCACAGUGUGUGCAGCUUCUCCAUUCUGAUUCAAACAGUAAAUAGAAAUACUAUGUUGUAAUUCAAGUCAGCAACGGUAACAAUACUAGACAGAUCAAGUCAAGACAGUGUUAUUUAGGGAGCUCAGUUCCCUGAUGAUGGGUUAAAUGAUUGAUAAAUGAUGCCUAGUUCAAGGGACCAGACAGAAUUGUGUGAUUACUGUGUACCUGUGGAUGUUAUCUGGUAGGCUCUCCAACUUGUUCCCACCCAUGUCCAACCACUCGAGAGCAGGAAGAUUCACUACACACUCAGGGAUUGUGCUGAAUUGAUUCAUUGAGAGGUCCAAGUGGUGGAGUUUCUUCAGAUUGCUGAACUGAGGAACCAUUAACAGAAUUGUGAAGAUGUCCGUGUUCAAGAAAACGAAACACUCAGUCCAAGAGGAUCUGAGCGAGGCUACAUUUCAGGACACUUCUAAGUCAUAUGAAAUUGUAAAUGUUCUAAAGAUUUGGUUAAACAAGGAGAGAAAAUAAAUGCUGGAUGUAACACAUAAAA
This is a messenger RNA of Tachysurus vachellii, 2912 nucleotides long. RefSeq names its product tRNA methyltransferase 13 homolog (gene trmt13). Bases 2 to 1408 code for a protein of 468 amino acids. Lineage: Eukaryota; Metazoa; Chordata; Actinopteri; Siluriformes; Bagridae. The record is from RefSeq and is a predicted model, not a curated record. Gene Ontology annotation, biological process: tRNA methylation. The transcript is spliced from 11 exons.